CGGUGAACUUGUAAACACUAGUUUCUUUCGUUGCGGAGGGUUUUUGUGCGCGCGUUUAUUGGAAGCGAGAGGAUUUUUUUUUCAAUAUUUUUAUGUGAAAUCGCUUUGACCAAUUCAUGUCAAAUGGACAAUUGAAUUUCAAGUGACACUUUCUGAUUCAGGGAAACAACGCAGGUAGUGCCUACUACAAAAGUGUAGUGCUUGGAUUGAAGAAACAAGUGAAUGCAAGCGAUUGGAUAUACCUAAUACAGAAAUUUGGAUUUAGGUUGGAUCGUACACAUCUUGAAAAUGUUUGUCGGUCACAUUGCAGAGUAUGGAACGGAUGGAGGCCGUCCGAGUGGCGGUUCUGGUGACUCUUUUUCGCUGAAUCGCAGCCAUUGCGGCUGCUGGUGAAUUUUGGUGGUGUGGAAACGUCACAAAAAAUUAACAUAUUCACACGCAAGCAGUUUUGUGUCAGCGCGCGGUGCGCAACAGGUUCAAGUCACUUUUAACGCGAGGGUGCUCGUGUGAUUUUUGCUGUGUGUUUUCGGUUAGCCUGCCACGGUAUUGACGGUGGCUGUGUACAUGUAAUCAAGCGAGCUCAGCCUCGGCUGAUGAUGACUACCGGUGACGAUGAGGUUAUAGGACAGUACGGGGUGCUGUGAAAUGUGUGAUUUGAGGUGGAUAUAUUCAUGAAAGUAGAAGGAAGGUGAAAAACGAGAUAAUAUCGUCGGAGUUCAUUUGCACCGCAGAGCGAGGUGCGCGAGCGAUUUCUAAUGAAUUAAUGAUGUGGCUAAAGCUGUCCUAUAGCGGAUCGAGUUUUGUACAGUUUUGACAGCUAAUAUUUAUUAAAAAUCUGUCAAGUGGUGUGUCUGGCUGCCUCGGCUAUCCAAGUUCUGCGUAGCGGUGGGCGAAAUCGGCAGAGAAAAAAUAAAAUAAAAAAUAUUUGUGUUUCCAAAGUGGCCGAUGCUCGCUAGCGCCAGAUGCGUGCUGCGAAACGUAAGAAGGAUGGAUGAUAGAGUUCGACAGAUGCCGUUUGCAACAACUAGUUAUAAAUCGGAGUGAAAUGAGCCGCUUCAGUUGAAUUGCCUGUUAAAUGAUAAUAUAUUAAAUUUAAAUAGUAAAUCAUUAUUGAAUAAACAGUUCGAGUACAAGUGCGGCGGGUCAUGUACGGGAUGUGAAGUUUGAUACAGGUGUUCAAGGUGUUACAUUAAUUAGAUUUCAUUUUAUCGAUCGAUUUCGAAGCAAAUACGUUAAAGAAAAUCGAAAAAUGAUGAAUAGAGUCAAUGGAAGAACAGUGUGAAACAGCAGGAAAUAGAAACAAGGCUCGAAUUAAUUUUACUUGUUUAUCGAAUUUGUUUUGUUAUUCUUUCCGGCCUCGGCUUAAAUGCUACGUUUUAUGUCUGAGUACGACUUCAAUUUUCUACGGUUCAAAGCAAGUGCAAGUUAUAUGGGGAGGAUAAACAAAAAUAUGUGUUCCCGUUGAAUUGGAGCCGAUUUUUCGGAGACGACGUUUUCAUUGCUGAUCAAUUCCGGCUAAGUUAGGUUUAAUUUUACUGUUGGUUAUUGUGCUGCCGAGUUUGUUUUGAUGCUGUUGAAGAUCUAGUAAGAGUGCUAUAUCGACAGGCAUUCCGUUGAAGUGAAAUAAAAGCAGAGGAAAUAUUUUCGUAUUUGUGGUGUCUCGAAAGUGUGCAUUUCUUUUUGGUUUCGUGGCUGCUCAUUUCUUUGGUUGCUGGUGGAGAAAUAUUUGAAACGAUGGGCAGUCGAAGCUUGGAGUGUCGUAAAUUUUCACCAAACAUCUUUAACAAGAGCAAAUGUACACACUGUUUUCGCCAGCGGGAGGAACACAGUGCGGCCGCUCUGGAAUGCAAUCGGGCAACAAGGAAAGUUUCGAAACGUGGAUAUUUAUUUGUGGCACCUGAUUGGGAUUUCAGCAACCCCCUCUACAGAACAAAGCGAUGGCAGCGAAGGUGGUUUGUCCUGUACGACGAUGGGGAGCUCACUUACUCGGUGGAUGAGCAUCCCGAAACAAUUCCACAAGCCAUUAUCGACAUGGCCAAGGUACUGGAAGUAACCACCGCUGAAGAUGUCACCAGUCAUCCAAAUUCUAUUGCCAUUACCGCACCUGAGCGGGUCACAUUUGUUAAGGGCACCUGCCCGGAAGAAAGUAAAUGGUGGUUCAAUGUGUUAUCAGCAUUUCCGAAAUCCAAGGGCCGUCAUAAAAGGAAUGCAACAUUUCCAGGAGGGCAGGCGACCACUAUUUUGCAGUCACAGUCUACAUCAACUGGACGGAACCGACAUAAUUCGUACCACAAAGAUUUGCUACCUUCGUCGCCUGUCGGUAAUUUAGUGGAUGCACUGACGGCACCCUGCUCAUGGAGUCCCGCAGCUACAAUGGCUUCUGACGAGAACAAUUUAAGUGCAAAAAAUGAGAAUACCAGCAUUACAACGACCAGCAGUAACAGCAACAGCAAUGGUAGCUGCAUUAACAAUGCCAAAGUGUAUAGUGACCAACCCGUUUCAUCUAAAUCGCCUCCCACCAGAGACAAAUUGCAUUCCGAGGGCAAAAUUCUAGCGCGUAUCAGGAAUCGCAAUCGAGUUUCACUGGAUGUAGCUGAUGCAGCGUCAAAAUGCUAUCUGUUGGAUGAUGUACGACGAGACGAAAAACUCAAAGACAUUGCCAACACCAUCACAAAUGUCAAUCGGUGGAGCUCGCCGUGUAUCGCAGAUACUCUCGCAUUAACGGCUGCCCCAGAUGAUAAGCCCACUCGAGAUGAGAACACCGUGCCACAGUUCAGUCCAAAAACUACCGGACAAAUGCGGCCCCAGUCCUUAUCAAUAUCGUCUACCGCACCGGCCAUUGUUUCUGCCAUUGUAAAAAAGAUUCCCACCGGGGUAUCUAAAUUAGACCUGUCGAAAACGAACAAUCAUACAACAACCUCUAGUCCGAAGUUGCGACCUAGUCAAAAUAACGAACGUGGCGAUCCAGAUGGGGACUGCGGUCUUGAUGACACUCCCACCAGCUAUCUUACAAACAGUUCCGAGCUUCGUGUUAGCCUGCCGUCAGAAGAUUUGCUCAACUCAAAGAAAGGCUGGCUAAUGAAACAGGAUACUCGGACUGGUGAAUGGAGCAAACACUGGUUCACGCUUCGCGGAGCAGCUCUAUUUUAUUACCGUGACCCUGUGGCUGAGGAAAAAGGAGUGUUAGAUGGUGUUCUAGAUGUAAAUAGCAUCACUAAUAUUAGCGAAGUACCAGUCAACAAAAAUUUCGGUUUUCAGUUGACGACAUGGGACAAUCGACGAAUUGUAUUAUCAACCGUGACCAUAAGCAUAAGAAACAAUUGGAUUAAUGUGCUCAAGAAUGCGGCAGGAUUACCUCAAACCAAAGUUACGCUAAACAAUACUACUUUAGGAUUGAACAAUCAGAACGAUGAAAACUUCGAAACGUUAGUAGAUAAGCCUGCUUUGGAAAUCCAGAUAAUAGACAGUGGGCAAAUGCAGGAUAAUAGUAAUAACCUAGUCGGAAGUAACCGUGUCGGUAUAGAAACUAAUCGUGGCGAGGACACCGUAGAUUGUAAAGCUACCCAAAAAAGGCAAGACGUUAUAAUACACCUAACGAAAUCAAACAGUACCAGUGACGCUUUGAAUAACAAUGUAACUCAGUCAUCUAAUACUACAACGAUAGCAACAACUCCAGUGACUCCGAAAUCGACUCUAUUCUCGUCAGAUGAGGAAUACCGUACAGCGUCUGAAGGAGGACGGAGAGAUAGCGUGGGUGACUGGGGUUCGCCAUUGUCUCCUUCUCCUCCAGUGCCACUUUCAGCGAUAGCAAGAACCAAAGAUAGAUUAAGAUCGUCUCAUAAUCGGUUACACAAACGAAGCCGCUCAUCACCACCCAGCUCUCGUCGUAGUACGAUUGACAGUGUUCAGUCAGAAGAUCUCCUGCUCAUUAAUGCUGUUCAAGAGGAAGUUUGUAUCGACAAAGAAAUUCAACUGCGAUUACAAGCGGCUGAGAAAGAGCUAUCAAUGCUGCGAGAAGAAACUCAUGAACGUGAGGCGCGUAUGUCUGAGCUUCUUACCUCACUGGAACGGACCGAGCAAGAACUAACUAAAAAACGAGAAAGUGAAGAAACUCGAGAAAAGCUUCUGAUGCAGAUGGACGAAAGUCGGAACAGUGCUCAAGAAAUUAUCGAUAGGAUUACCGUGGAGCUAGAAAAGAGCCGUGAAACAAUAAAAGACCUAGAAGAUCGAUUGUCUCGAGGAAUCGAAGAAAAUGAAUCGCUCUACAAGAAAAUGCGCGACUUUGGAAUAUCUAGUCCUGCGUCAAGCCUAUGCAGCUUGAACACAAAGAUUGGUAGAAUGAAACGAAUGGAUUCGUUCAUUGAUUUAACCAGUUUAAAUGAGGUUGAUCCCAGCAACCUUGAUAAGGAUAUGCUAAGUGACGAAUAUCAUGAGUUGCGCGCACGCUUCGUAAAAGCCGUUAGUGAACUAAAAGCUAUGAAGCGUGAGCUGAAAGAAUCGCACAAGAUGUUUGACGAUUUAGAGAUAUCCUACGUGACUUUGAAGAAAGAAAUCGAGCGUCAGCAGAAAGAACACGAAUCGCAAACACGCAUGAUGGCAGAUAGGAUACAGGAUAUGACAAAUAAAUAUACAAAUGCAGAAAAGCAAGUGCGGAUGUUGAAACAAAAACUGGUACGGAAUGAAAAGCGGAGAUCAUUGUCGUUGAAGGGAAAGGAAUCGCUUUCAAUACAAAAAGAGUUGGAAGAAAAAGUAACCGAGUUGGAGAACAAAAUCGAUGCUUUGGAGCAAGGAGUUAUUAUGGUUGAAGCAGCAUCUUCUCCGUUGGAAUCUUCAGAGAUGAAAAAAGUGAAACGUGCAACUGCUCGACUUCGAAGAAAAAGUCUAGACAGUGCAACGAUGUCAUCCCAGCCAAUGCAAGUACUGUUACGACUCAAUACUCUGGAAAAACGUGUUGAUACUGUAAAGGCGACAGCUGGUGAAAUAUUAACCGUACCGAAAUCACUUGAAAUCAGCAGUAGUAGUGAGACUCUCCCGGUCAGCAGUGCUAGCAGCAGUUCUCAUCAAACUGCUCCUGCACCUAAUCCAACCCAACCGAAAGUCUCUGAACACCUCAUGGAUCGUUUGAAAAGCCUUGAGGGUGUAGUAAUUUCGGUUAGAGAACUUGUAAAUCAAAGUAUGCACCAGUUCCAAAAUCUAAAGUCAUCGCGAUCACGCAGAUCGGUUUCACCGAUAGCCGAUAAGAAGGAUUCGUUCAAAUUUGUCGAACGUUGUUUAUCGGAGGUGGCUAAGUUACUUCGUGAUAGCUGUGAUAAUUGUGUGAUUCAUGAUUUUGCUUUGAAUAAUAAUAUUGUUCUGUUGCCAGAAUCGAAUCCAAUCAAAUUGGCACUCACGCAAAUGGAAAGUCAACUCAAAAACAAACUCAGUGAUCUAUUGAAACAGCGCCGGAUGCUGCGCGAGACGAAUGGUCUAAGUCAGAAAAAGGAUAUGGAAUUACUAGCUGAACGAAUAGCAUUUGAGAGCGUCUGUUUCGGACGACUACGGAAUGCACUAGAACGAGCAGAUAACAUGAAAGAAUAUGAAGAUAAACUAACCAAAGUGGAAGUCUCCGAAACAAUACAGCUAAUGUCAAUGCUAAAGGCAAAACUUGCCGGUAAGUGUGGCAUCAAACCAAAUAGCAGUAUCGAUGUGCUUGCUAGUGUUUUAGCAAGAAAGCUUAUGCUCUCAGCAGGCAGGACAAGUAAUAUAAGGCCAUUCAAUUUUCCUCCACUAAGCGAUAGCUUGCUGGAAGAUCUUUUACGACAACAGAAUGAAAUACAUAUGGUAGCCAAACGGUAUAAAACCACAGUAAUGGAAAACUUGGCAUAUGGAUUGGCUGCCGAAACUCUCAGUUACAUUUCAUCUUCAAACGAAACAAUCCAAGGCGCAGUUCAGGAGGCUUGGCGACAAGCUCAAGAAGCAGUUAACGCCGAAUUAGUCCAGUCUGAAAUCGCUCACAUAAUGAUGCGUAAUGCCCAACGUUAUGAGAAUGCAUUAACGCCUGCUUUCGGGUAUGCACUCUCGACAAACGAGCGUAUAAAUUUCGAAAAUUUCGCCGACGCUGUUCAAGAUGUUCUUCGCGGUGAAAUGGAGCUAGCCGUUACCCAGUUAACCGAGUGCUACGAAGAGAGUCUAGCUAAAAUGAAACGAGGCCAGUGGCGAUUACAUCUCGAACAAGAACGAAAACCAAGUGAAGGCCGCCAAUUGCUGGCUGAGUUUGCUGACAUUAUUGCUCAUAAAGCGCUGAUCGAUGCGCGUGUUCAGGUACUAAAAGGUGAUUACGUGCCGGCCAAAAUAAAACUUAUUAGUGAAGAUGCGAACAGUUUUAGUGUUGUCGCAUUGAAGAAGUAUGAAAACUUGUACACCGAUCUCACUUUCGACCUGGAAAUUGCCAAUGCAGAUGACAUUCUUGCGGAAGCAGAUUUUAAUUUUAUGUAUAAAUACUUUACGAAUGAACACUUAAACAACAAAGCUGAUAUUAAAGAAAUAUCACAAGCGCUCAAUGAGCUAGAACGAAUGAUAGUUUCACUGCAGAAUACAAUGAUACCUGAAAAUGUUCUCAUUGCUAGUUCAAUUGACGCUGACAGCCUGCGAAGUAUUCAUACACGUUGUUUGGAUAUUCAAAAACGCAUAACCUCUUUAAUUGCGGCCGCAAAAACAUUACAAUUGCAGUGUAAUGAGUGUGAGCGGUUGCAAGAAACACUAAUCGAAAUCUCUGAUCGCCACGAGUCCGACAUGGCUGGCUUAAAGCAACAGAACGAGGCCAAAGUUACUCAGCUUAACAGAAAAAUUGAUGAGCAAAAACAGCUUAUCGUGAACAUUGAAAAUGAAAAGAGGGAAAUUCAAGAAAGGCUCAACAAUGAGAAAAAUGCAUUAAAAUUGCGAGAGAAAGAGUUCGUCGAACUAAGUGCAAAAAUCUGCAAUUAUGAGUCGAUGUGCCAUGAUAAAAACAAAGAAAUAGAAGAAUUGCUGGAAAACUUUGAUGAAGAACGAAAAAAAUCGAAAGUACUUCGAGAGAAGUACGAUGAACUUUCCACCAACUACCUGCGAAAUGUGGAGGAGUACACCGAACUAGAGAAAGAGCGUGACCUUGUUUUUGAGCAACUUCAAAAGGAGAAAGAUCGAGUAAAAAAACUUGAGAGACAUCUUGAAAUGUUGGAAGCAGAACACGCACAACAAGUCGACAACCUGCAUGCUGCUUAUCGGGAACAACAAAUGGCAAAUGAAAUUGAUUCACAGAAAGAUAAGGAUGACGAGGAUAGUUUGCGAUUGAAAUAUCAAGCAGAAAUUGAGCAGUUGAGAGCUUUGUGUGAAAAGGGGCUGGCAGCAAUGGAAGCGUCCCAUAAGCGCAUCAUACACGAUUUGCAAGAAAAACACCAGCAUGAUAUUGCUCGAUUAAUUGUGGAGAAAGAACAAGCUUUAGCCGAAGAAACUCAGGCAACUUUGGCAGCAUUAGAUGCAAUGAGGAAAGCUCACCAGAACGAAGUGCAACGCGAGGUGGCUCGUUUCAAGCAAGAAUUUCUGAGGCAGUUUCAGAAAGGAGGACAGCCUCCACUCGCGUAUAAGGAGAAAGAGCAAGAACUUGAGGAUGUAAGACAAGAAAUAUUGUCCCUUUCGGAAAAAUAUUCAAUGAAAUGCGUGGAAACUGCGUCAUUGGAAGAAAAAUUACGAAUUGCUUCUCAACAGCUCAAGUACUCCCAACAGCAUAUUCAACAACUUGAUGUUAGGAAUAAGCAAUUGCGUGCGCACUUUGUAUCUGGAGAAUCCAGUGAACCCUCUUCAUCAAACAGCUACUCCUUAAAAGGAAGCUUUGAUAGCGCACAUGAAGAUGUACGCAGUGUCAAAAGUUUUUUGAGCAGCAACAGCAGCAAUGCGGUGAAAACUCCUGCAGUGACGGUAACCGCGGUUAUGAGCACCACAAAUAGUUUGGCAACUACAACGUCUGCCAGCACGGCGACUAGCAGUCUAUCAUCCAUGGGCCACUGCAUUGAAAAUCAUCACAAAGAGUACCACACAAUUAAUAAUAAAAAAGAGUCACACCCUAAAUUAAAGCUUUGCGAAGGAGCCAAAUUAAAUGUUUCACCAGUCUUCCCUACCUCGACUUCAACGACCAGCAUGUUCGACAGGCUGACAGGCAACCUAGCGAGCAGCAGUAACAAUCGAGCCAAAGUUCUGAACUCCUGUUCUGUUCUAAGUAACGAAUCAUCCAGCCCUAGCACUAGCAACACCCAGCAGCCAUCACCUCUCAGCCAAACCUUCAACUCGACGAAUGCUACCUAUACUAGCAGCAACAAAAGCAGAACCAGCAGCACUAGCAGCAAUAAUAAUAAUAAUGAUACCGAAAGUCUAACUGAGCCUAAGUCUGCGUUAAAAAUAUGUUCGCCCCCUCCCCUAGAUGAGAGGGACGUUGAACAGAUUCAUCGAUUCGAAUUGGAAAUCUGAAACAGCAUUGGAAAUGAACCAUCAUAUUCAUCAUCAUUAUUAUUAUUUAAUCACGCAUAAUUGGUUGAAUCAGCUUACAGCGAAUGCUCAAAAAUACACUGUUUCAGUUGCAGCAUACCACAAAAACCUUUAAACAUUCUAGCACGUUAUUAUUUUUCUUAAGUGUCAUUUUGUACCAGCAACAACUUCCUGAUUGCUCCCACCAGUUAAUUGUGCACGCAGAAAAAAUAUAUCGAGGACGCUUUAUUUUAUUAUUUUUAUUUAUCAAUCACUGUAAAUUACUUAGAUUUAAAACUACGAUUGCAAAACGAUCUUUCAACUAUUUCUUUUAAUGUGUACAGUGUAGUUGUGUACUGUAAAAUGCAUAACAUAUAGUAAAAUUCAUCAUAUCAUAAGUAGAAUAUAACUAGAAUGAUGAUUCUAAUUCUUAAAGUACGUUUGUUUGUAGGAGAUUUGGAAGCAAUCUUUUCGCUAUAAAAUGUCACCAUCAUUUGAUGAAUUACCGUGAAAGAAAAAGAAAAUGUAGUUUAGUUUGGUAUAUGCGGUAUUUCCAUCCUGGGCAAAAGUCCAAAUUUGUCGGUUUUGAAUAUUUCGAACCAGACAUAGUAUUUUUAGGCAUCUAAAAUUUUAAAAUUAUUUCUUUUUCUUUUAGAUUUUUCGUCAAAAUAUUUGAAAGUCUUUCCUUUUGCCAUCCUGGUUCUAUUUAAUAUAAUGUUCAUUAAUAAACAU
Wyeomyia smithii (pitcher-plant mosquito) is the source of this 9207-nucleotide messenger RNA. RefSeq names its product protein outspread (gene osp). The transcript has 15 exons. Gene Ontology annotation, molecular function: actin filament binding. Gene Ontology annotation, biological process: actin filament organization. Bases 1735 to 8478 code for a protein of 2247 amino acids. The record is from RefSeq and is a predicted model, not a curated record. Lineage: Eukaryota; Metazoa; Arthropoda; Insecta; Diptera; Culicidae. Gene Ontology annotation, cellular component: actin cytoskeleton.